AAUAGAGAAUAAUGGGGAAAAUAAAGAAAAGAGAAACAAUUGCUAACAAAUUAAAGAAUACAGAACUGAAGACCAACCCAGCCAGACCCUCAUGGACUUUAAACUUCUUUGUGCAAACGAUAUUUAAACAACGUCAGUCACCCGUGAAUUUUACUAAUAAUUUGAAACAUAACAGUAAUGGAGAAUUAUUUAGUUGUUUUGCUUCUGUCUGUAUUUAUUUUGCUUGGUGCAUUUUAUGUAAACACUGCAGUACAAAGAACAAUCCAAAUAAAAGACGAGUUUCUUAAACACAGAAAUGAAAUAAAGAAAGUGAGAGAAGAAUUAGAAUCGACCAGAACAGCACUUAAGGAAGUGAAAGUAGAAUUGGAAUCGACGAGAAAGGAACUUAAACAAGUACAUGUAGAAUUGGAAUCGAUGAGAAAGGAACUUAAACAAGUGUAUGUAGAAUUGGAAUUGACGAGAAAGGAACUUAAACAACUGAAAGUAGAAUUGGAAUCGACUAGAAAUGCACUUAAGCAAGUGAAAGUAGAAUUAGAAUCGACGAGAGAGCAAAUUAAUUUACUUCGUAAAGAAAUGAUAGAAAAAGACAAAGCCCGCAGGGAAGAAAUAGACCAAAUUAGAGCAGACGAAAAUGCCUUACGUGAAGAAUUAAACGAGAUUAAAAAAGGUAUGAAUCAUCAUGACGAGGAAUUUUCGGCCUUUGCAGCUUCUUUAACUGCUUCUAAAACUUUAGGAGUUGGUGAACUUGUAAAGUUUGACAAAGUUUGGACGAACGUACAAAAACAUUAUGAUCCAAUUACCGGCGUAUACACAGCCCCAAAACCUGGAGUGUACCAGUUUUCAUGCACCGUAAUGACAUCAAGCAAUGGGGUCCUUCGUGUCUUCUUAUGGAAAAAUAACGCAAAGACAGUAGCUGUUUAUCCUGGCCAAAUUGGUUAUAAUACGGGAACUUUAAAUAUGGUAUUAGAACUUAACAAAGGCGACAAAAUAUACAUCAAGCAAGGGGGAUCCGAGGAGAAAAGCAUUUACAGUGAAUCUCAUAGUAACUUCAGUCUGUUUUCUGGUUUUCUCAUUCGAUCAACUACAAAUAAAUAAAAUAUAUAUUAAUAUUAAUAUUAAUAAAGCAUAAUCAGGAGGCACUGCAUCUGAUCUUCACUGUUAACGAUUCGCCAUUUCAUUAUCAAUUUCAUGUAUUCUUAGAAAUAUUUCAACGUCGUAAACUAAGUCAUCGUGAUUUUAAUCAAAGUCGUAACAAAGGGUAUCCUAAAGAGUAAUAUAGGUUUAAAUACAUUCUAAUGUAUAUUUCUCUCACAGUGAAAUGUUGCUUCAAAAAUGUUAUACAACCUCCUUGGUUUACUUAUCUUUAUAAACAUUGAUAUAGACUUUGUUCUUUUUGUAAGUUUUGUCAUACUUUAAAGUGGUUAUUGCACAAUUAUUGCUGAAUUUAUUCAUUAAGGAAUAUUUCACUUUGGACAAUUUUUCUGCAAUAAUGCUGUAAAAUGUACGAUGGUUACCAUUCACCCAUGUUUGAUAAAUCUAACAAUGCUAUGCAAUUAACGGUACAAAAUCUACAGCACCAGAUGCGCAUAUAUUUCGACAAUUUAUGUUAACCAAAACUAUGCAGAUUGAAGAUAUAGGAAAGAGAAAGACGCUUUUAGAUUUUGGAUUAAAUAUCAAAGUUCAAAGUUACUUGAAAAAGAAUUUUUUGAAGAAAAAAAAAUAGUUUCCGCAUUCGAGUUUUCUUUGUUUGUUUAAAAUAUAUAGAUGGGAGAUCUAGAUAUGGGGAACGGAAAGAACUUUAUCGAUUUACAGGUCAAUAGGUCAAAUUCACGGCUGCCAAAAAAUAGACUGAAAUUUUAGAAAUAUCAGGUACAAUUUGUUGUUCUGGUCAUUUCUUUAUAAUACCAAGGAGGUUGUAUUCUCAUAUAACCUCCUUGAUAAUACUUAUUACUGGCCACGUAAUUGAUGUCUCGAGAACCCAACCUUUGCUCAUUUAUCCUGCUUUUCUUUCAUUCAAUCUUAGAGAUGUGAGUGAUCAUGAAUUGAUUACCUUUGUACACUUUUAAUGUCGAAAAUAUACAUGCGCUUCCAAGUAGAUUAUAUUUAGCACAGAUAAAUAGUGCAAAUGAUAACAAUCUCUUAACAGGACCAAAAGUUAGUUGUUCACAGAAUUACAAUAGAACGAAACAUUUUUUAUUUUGAAAUGUGUACGAACAGGUAUGGUACCGAGUACUGCAUUGUAAAAGGAGUGUAUGGGUUGAAAAAAUAAUAAAUACAUCAGAUGAA
Messenger RNA from Mytilus californianus (California mussel), 2286 nucleotides. RefSeq names its product multimerin-2-like. The record is from RefSeq and is a predicted model, not a curated record. The transcript is spliced from 2 exons. Lineage: Eukaryota; Metazoa; Mollusca; Bivalvia; Mytilida; Mytilidae. The coding region runs from base 178 to 1095 and encodes 305 amino acids. Gene Ontology annotation, molecular function: protein binding.